Molecule: messenger RNA, 2547 nt
Organism: Klebsormidium nitens
Lineage: Eukaryota; Viridiplantae; Streptophyta; Klebsormidiophyceae; Klebsormidiales; Klebsormidiaceae
Source: the annotation of a GenBank genome assembly
AUGGCAAGCGGUAGCAGCGCAGGGCCGACAGCAGAGCCCCUUCGCUCAUUGGAAGAACUGCAGAGCUGGACGGUUGAAAAUUUGUCACUCGAUGCGCUACAGAAUGUUGCACAAGUUGCUCUCCUAGAAACAGAAGAAGACAUUGCAAGCAGACGGCACUUGAGGGCAAGAAGAAGUGCGUCUGACGCUGUGACUCUCAACACUGAAGCAUCUCCGGAAAAAGUGCACCGUCCUCGGCUACUGGUCUGCCAUGACCUUCAGGGGGGCUAUGAAGACGACAAGUUGCUUCAAGGGGGAAGCAAUUCAAAUGCGUACCGCAUCUGGCAUUGGCGCCUCAUCGACGUGUUUGUUUACUUCAGCCAUCACUUGGUGACUAUACCCCCAGCGGGGUGGACUGAUGCGGCCCAUCGACAUGACGUCAAGGUCCUUGGCACCUUCAUAACUGAGUGGGAUGCCGGAGCCGCCAUUUGCCGCGAAAUCCUGUCAACUGUCGAGAGCGCUCGCCAUGUAGCUGAUCAGCUUGUCGCCAUUGCUAUGCAUCACAAGUUUGAUGGCUGGCUGCUCAACAUUGAGAAUAAAGUUGAUUUGGGACAGAUUCCGACUUUGGUGGAGUUUGUGCGCUACCUGACCGAAACGAUGCACGCAGCACAUCCUUUGGGGGAGGUGAUCUGGUACGACAGCGUCACUACCAAAGGCGAGCUCAAGUGGCAGGACUCUCUUACUCCGCUCAACGCUCCUUUCUUUGCGGCGGCCGACGGGCUCUUCGUGAACUACACCUGGAAAGCGGGGACGCCAGAAGCGUGCGCGCUCGCAGCCAACCGCCGCGCGCCAGAUGUCUACAUGGGAGUCGAUGUCUUCGGGCGGGGGACCUUUGGCGGGGGCGGAUAUCAUGCAGACACAGCCCUCGCGGCAGCGCGCAGCGCCGGCGUGUCAGCUGCGCUCUUCGCCCCGGCGUGGGUGAUCGAGAACCCGCACGAGGCCGGGCCCAAUUUUGAGGAGGCGCAGGAGAAAUUCUGGGGGCUGGUGCAGCGGUGCUGGCCCGCCGCGCACCCCGCGGUGACUAGGCUUCCGUUUGAGUCGGACUUUAACCAGGCGGUAGGCCGCUCUCUGCGCUCGGACGGUGCCCUCGUGUCCGACCGUCCGUGGAACAACAUGGCCCGGCAGAGCGUCCAACCGCUGCACCAUGCCGCGCAAAUUCGGUCUGCAAAGAAGCGGACAACUUUGGAGGCGGGAGUAAGCUUCGAGAGCGCGUUCAACGGCGGCUCUUCGUACGAAGUCCGAGGCCGGCUCGAGAAGGGCGACUUUGCAGCGGUGCGGCUGUUUGAUUGCAGCCUGGAGCUCAAUCCGUCCAAAAGCCUGACCAUCUCGUUCACGGUGUCGGCGCUGCCGGACAGCCACGUGGCACUUCUUCUCCGCAUCCGCUCAGCGGACAACAAAACCCUGACAAUAGUCUGUAGCAGCGCCUCGGCGAUUCCGGCCGGCGAAUUGAAAUACGAGAUGACGGGAAGAAGCAACGUUCAGGGAACGGCCUCCGGGGAAACUAGAGCAGCGGGAAACGAUGCCUCGGGGACACGCUCCGGGCAGUCCGUAGGGAUUGCUCAAAACAGCAUGAAACCGGGGGGCAUGGCCGAGCAGAGCAGCACAGAUCGAAGAGGAAUGCAACUGGAGGCCGAGGAUCGGGGGGGCUCUGCCGAGCACUUUGAACGCUCCAAUUCUCUCAGACGUCAGGAGCCAGGUGAGAGUAGGGCAGAAAUGUCAGUUGUCAACUCAGACGGUGGGCAGUUCUUCGGUGGUCGAGAAGAGAGCGCGAGUUUACAAAGCGGGGAGUUGCAUUCCAUCAGCUGGGCGAGCUUUCGAAGCUUAGAGUCGCAGACAAACGGCUGGCAAACGUUCGUUUUCCAUGCGGAAGCAGGGUUAACGGGGCGAUUGACCAAUAUUGGGGUUGUCUGCAACGUGGGCGGGUUGCUGGACGAAAGCGACCUGGAAAGCGUGUGGGAGACGAUGAAAGAGCAUACGGAAGAUCUGUGGGUUUUGCGAGAACGAGAGGAGCAGAACCGGUGGGGACCGGUCGAAAACGAGCAGAAACCUACCGUUGCUAUGGAUGAAAGAACAGCAGACGAUGCGACCGACCAACAAAACAAUGGGAAGAAGGAAACCGGCAGUACGCGGGGGACUGUGACGAAUCAGACCAGCGAGUCCUUGCAGCCGGAAAUAAAGGAGCCAAGUAUGGGCUCAGAACUAGGUCGGAGAAUGCUGAGGGGCUCGGCCCGAAACGUUGAGAGCCAUGAGGAAAGAGCAUCUCAUGUGGACGGAAGACCCGCCGAAGAUCAUGCUGCCAGGGAUGACAACAACGGCUUUCGAGUCCGACUCGGCCACGUUGCAUUACAGUACUUGAGUAACUAGCCUGGGACGUGUACUUGUAUAAGUGCCUUUGCCUUGAAGACGCUGAAUGCUUUUUGGUCCCUGUAGACGCUUCUACUGACUCUGGACGAUCGACGGCUUGUCUCCGUCGAUAACUGAUAUACUGAAAUAUACGAUACAUUUGCG